AUGUCAGAAGGUGGAUCUAACUUCAGUGUGGGACAAAGACAGCUUGUCUGUCUUGCUAGAGCUAUUCUUCGCAAUAAUAAAUUACUUGUCCUGGAUGAAGCUACAGCCAAUGUGGACCCCCAGACAGACAGUCUGAUACAGAAAACCAUCCGAAAGAAGUUUGUCGAUUGUACUGUGCUAACAAUAGCCCACAGAUUGAAUACGGUGAUGGAUUCUGAUAAGGUUAUGGUAAUGGAUGCUGGUAUGAUGAAGGAGUUGGAUCAUCCAUAUUUGCUACUGGAAAACCAUGAUAGCAUCUUUUUUGGUAUGGUCCAACAAACGGGUAGGGCCAUGGCAGAAACGCUCUAUAAUGUGGCUAAACAGAACUACGAGCAACUACAUGCAAGUUGA
This is a messenger RNA of Leptinotarsa decemlineata (Colorado potato beetle), 390 nucleotides long. RefSeq names its product multidrug resistance-associated protein 4-like. Lineage: Eukaryota; Metazoa; Arthropoda; Insecta; Coleoptera; Chrysomelidae. The record is from RefSeq and is a predicted model, not a curated record.